GUGACGUUGCUGGAUAAACAAACGGAUGAGAAGCGGCUCGGACACAGGCGGAGAAGCAACCUGCUCCUUGGCUUUUCUUUUUAUAGUAUUUCUUAUAAUGCAGUCUUCCAAGAGGAGCGAGAGUGACUGGCAGGGGCUUGUUAGCGAGUUCCUGAUUUGCAAGCGCAAGCUGGAGAGCAAGAAAGAGGCCCUCCUCAUUCUGUCCAAGGAGCUGGACACCUGUCAGCAGGAAAGAGACCAGUACAAGCUGAUGGCCAACCAGCUGAGGGAGCGCCACCAGGGACUCAAGAAAAAGUACAGAGAACUUAUUGAUGGAGACACAUCUUUACCUCCAGAAAAACGCAAUCAGGUGAACCUGGCUCAGCUGCUCAGAGACUCGAGGGAUCGGGCGAAAAAGCUCUCAGAGGAGGUGAAGGAGCUGACACAGAGGCUGACAGAGGCCCAGGGGGAUAACAAGCUCCUUAGAAUGACCAUUACUCGACAGAGGCUGGGGGAUGAGGAGGUGGGAGCACGCCAUUUCCCCGCCCAUGAGCGUGAGGAUCUCGUCCGCCAGCUUGAGAGAGCAGGGCUACAGAUGGAGGAGAUGGAGCACAAUAUGAAGGCUCUGACAGAUGAGCUGCAAGACGUGAAGGCGGAGCGUAACGUGUUCAGAGAGAAAGCGUACAGAGUCAACGUUGAGCUCAACCACAUCUUGGGAAACCACGAGGCACGCAUCAUCGACAUAGACGCUCUCUGUAUGGAGAACAGGUAUCUGCAUGACCGCUACAACCAGCUACAAGAGGAGGUGAACCUGCUGAAAUCAAACAUCAUGAAGUACAAGACAGCUCUUGAAAGGAGAAAAAACUCCAGCACAUAUGGGAAAUCAAACAGCAGCCCUCUCACUGGAGUCCUCUCCGCCAAACAAGUCCAGGAGAUGCUUCUGGAAGAGCAGGGCUGCAGUCUGCCAGCCACCCCUCAGUCCAUCGCUGACCUCAAGUCUCUGGCUACAGCUCUGCUGGAGACCAUCCAUGAGAAGAACCUGGUCAUCCAGCACCAGAGGCACACCAACAGGAUCCUGGGAAACAGAGUUGCAGAUUUGGAAAGGAAGCUGAAGACCUUGGAGGUUUCAGGGCUGUGGAGUCUUCCAGGCUUGACCUACCGCAUAUCCGUGGGAAUUGGGAGGACGCGGGAAAACAUCACACUGAACGACAACCUUCAACCGGAGCUUCAUCCAACUCAUGUCACGUCUCAGCCCACAGUGCAGCCACCCAAAGUUGUGUCAGACGACAGAAGUUCCCAUGAAUCAUUGUGGGGAUGCCACACCGCUGGCAGCGACCUUGGCACAGAUGGCGUCAGCGGGGAAGACUCACCUGCUCUCCUCAACAGCCUGGCGCCCCUUGUGGGCGUGGAGACGAAUGGGAUCGACAGCAGGGUCGGAGAAAUCGUGACCCUGACUGACGACGGAGACACCUCGGAGCUGGAGGACGGGCGGAGUCCAGUGGAGGAGGCGGGGCAUGAGGUGGAGGGAGUCGAAGAUGAAGAACUGGGCUCUACAGUGGAGGAAGGAGAGGAGGCAGCUUUGGCCUUGGGCAUCCCGAACACGCAAUCAGACCUUCCAUGGCUUCAAAUUAAGAAAGGCUCAGUUGAUCAUACAGAGGUGGGUCGACAGCAGUACGGGGACAAUAAUGCAUCUGAAACAUCUUUAUCAGCACCAGAGAGCCUGACCACAGAGGUGUCAAGUAAAGGGGAGUGGGACGUUCACUGUCAAGCUGCAUUGUGACACCUGUUAUCGUGACCACUUUGCAUGAUCUCCCAUCACUGAAAGACACUCUAAUCCUUCUCCAGGUCGUUUAUUUGUUUGAUAAUUGCGUACAUCAUCCUUGUUGCAUUCUCUAGAUAGCUGCAGCUGCUUGGUCAGUAACACAGAAAAAACACCAUUUCAGCCACUUGUAACAGAACCAGGGGUCCUUUUUUGUUGUACCCAGACAGGCUUUUUUCUGCAACAGCCAACCAAUCUUAAAAUCAAUUGAGUUGCAAACUUCCCACCCUGAAGGUAAAAUUUAGCUUGUAAAAUGGCAACUUCAGUUUCCUCUCCCUUGUGGUAAGAUAAUCCCAACUGUUUGCUCUCUUCUUCCUGAGGGACACCAAUAAACUCAGUGUUGCAUUUUGAUAUAACUCCCAAAGGAGGUUCAAUUCAGUUUACCAAAACUUGUAGUGAAUGUGUUGCACAAGCUUGUGUAUUAUAUUGAUCUCUCUUUAUCUGUAUGGGUAUAGUUAUUACUCAGAUCCUCUUCUUCUUUUUUUGGAACCCCAUUCAGAAAAUGUUUGAAUGAGAUUAAAUGUGCCUUACAUGUGGAAGUAUAAACUGAUAUUUAUGAAUAUAAAACAUACCUGCAAUAUGA
Molecule: messenger RNA, 2381 nt
Organism: Cheilinus undulatus (humphead wrasse)
Lineage: Eukaryota; Metazoa; Chordata; Actinopteri; Labriformes; Labridae
Gene: ccdc149a
Product: coiled-coil domain containing 149a
Exons: 13
Coding region: 26-1759 (577 amino acids)
Source: RefSeq, a predicted model, not a curated record